AAUUUGAUUAGGUUGAUUUUAAUUUCGUGUUAUCUAUUCAGGAGGUAGGCUGGUUGUGCUUCAAACACAAAAUUGUCAGUUAUAAAUGUUUGUAAAAAUUACGGUCUAUGGGAAGUUGCUAUUCGAAGAAAACACAUAGACAGCUCCACAAUCGUUACCAUGCGUCCAAGGCUAAGACACCCAAGAAGCUCAGCCAGUCCUUUCAUUCGGAGCCGAAUAUUGUCAUCCUUGGCGCAGGUGCCGCUGGCUUGGCUUGCGCCAUGGAGCUGAAGAAGCAGGGCUUCCAACAUGUACGCAUUUUGGAGAUGUCAGAUCGAAUUGGUGGUCGCAUUCGAACAAUGAAGUUUGCGGACAACUACAUUGAUGUCGGUGCACAGUGGGUAAAUGGCAAGCAUGGCAAUGUGGUGUAUCAGAUGGUCAAGGGACUCAAUCUGCUGGAUACAUCAAGCUGGGAUGCAUAUAUCAAUGUGGAGUGGAUACGCUCCAAUGGCCAGAUGAUGCCACGCUCUAUGCUGGUCAAGCUUGUUAAGGUGAUGAGGAGCAUAGUGCGGAAUCAGCAUGAGGAUCUCAUUGAUUGCGACGGCACCUAUGGUGAGUAUCUGGUGGAGAAGUUUGCCGAGGCGCUAUCGAAGCCAGAUAUGAAGCACAUUGAUCGCGAAUGGGCUGUCGAUUUUCUGCGCACAUUCAAGAAAAUGGAGGGCUCAGCUGUGGACACGGACAUGAAUGCGGCUGACUACGGUUCCUUUCGACCGUGUCAAGGGGAUGGCACGCUCAAUUGGCGUGACAAGGGCUACAAGCAGUUCCUGCGCGUCCUGGUCGAUGGUAAUGAGAUGAAUGAGCAUGGUUUGCUUCAAGGCUGCAUUGACUUGAACUCGCGUGUGCUCAAGAUCGAUUGGGAUCGCAUCGAUGGCACCAUACAGAUCACGUGCGAGAACAAGAAUCAGUAUUUAGCCGAUCAUGUGGUAAUUACCGCUUCGUUGGGUGUGCUCAAGAAGAAUCCGCGACUCUUCUUUCCAAAUCUGCCGCUGGCAAAACGCAAGGCCAUCAAUUUUAUGGGCUUCGGGCAUGUGUGUAAAAUAUUUGCAGAGUUCGAGGAACCGUUCUGGAAGGACGAUUGGACGGGCUUCAAUGCAAUGUGGUGUGCAGAUGAUUUGAAUCAGCCGCAGCUGGAAUGGCUCUCGGACAUCUACAGUAUUCAACCCUAUGCGCAUCAACCGCGGGUCCUGCUCGGCUGGGCAGCAGGCCCCAAUACGGAGAUCAUUGAAUCGAUUGACUCUAAACUGUUGACCCUCGGAAUUAUGCUUAUGCUACGCAAGUUUUUGCCCAAAAUGAAAGUCACACAACCGAAGUGCGUGGUAACCAGUCACUGGAGCAUUGAUCCCGCUCAUAUGGGUUCCUAUUCGUAUCCCUCGAUGCUGACAAAGAGUUACAACACGGGUCCCGAUCAACUAGCUCAACCGGUCAAUGUGCUUGCCUAUGAGCCGACGACUCCAUCGUAUGUCUCCCUGCUGGACAUCAGACCGAUUACGGUGCGACCCCUAAUCCUGUUUGCUGGCGAGGCGACAAGCUCCGACCACUAUUCAACGGUGCAUGGAGCUGUGGAGACGGGUAUACGGGAGGCGCGUCGUCUCGCCGGAUACUAUCAGAAGGAUUUGUAAAAGUUUAUAUACUACAUAUAGGUAGUAGUAAAUGAGCACAAAGUAUUCACAUUUAGCUACAUUGUUAUAUUUUAAAUAAUAAAAAUGCUUAAGGUCUCUUUAAACCUUUA
This is a messenger RNA of Drosophila nasuta, 1768 nucleotides long. RefSeq names its product spermine oxidase-like. Gene Ontology annotation, molecular function: polyamine oxidase activity. Lineage: Eukaryota; Metazoa; Arthropoda; Insecta; Diptera; Drosophilidae. The transcript has 3 exons. Bases 108 to 1658 code for a protein of 516 amino acids. The record is from RefSeq and is a predicted model, not a curated record.